AGGGAGGGAGGAAAGAAAGAGAGAAAGAAGGAGGGAGAGAAGGGAGGAAGGAAGGAAGGAGGCAGGCAAGAAAGUAAACAUGAAAGAAGGCAGUCAAGCAAGUAUCCAAACACAAAGAUACACCGCUAUGCAAGCUUCCAAAGCAUCACCGACAUCUUCGUCAAGCAUUAAGUAAUUAAAAGAGGGAACGUGGGGAGGCUGUUAGGGCCACAGACCUGAGACAGUUGAAACAACACAGGCUGCAGGGGGAGCGAGGAGGGCCAAGGGCGGCAACACAACUGCAUAUCUAGUAACAACAGCAACAAAAUAAACAUUCCUACUGAGACCUGAUGGGCCCCGCCCUGUGCAAAGGGCACGGUUUCUGGAUUUUGGACUCCAUGUGCUGGAGGUGCGGUUUCUGGGGCCUCACUGAGGACUAGCUGCUUGAGCCGGCCUCCCUCUUGCUUCUCCUCCUCUGCAGGGUGUUGCUCCCCAAGGCGGAUACAUGGCUGAGAAGACCCCAAAAGGAUGCCGGUGCUUGUAAGUAUUCCUCGUGUCUUCUUCACCCUGGUUGCGUUGUCAGCCGGCUCCUUCCUCUACGUCCUGCUCUGCCCGCGCUUCUGCGUCCCCUUGUGUUGGCUCAGCUGCCGGCGCCUGGAAGAGGAAGGACGGGAGGGACGGUUGCUGCCGGAGGCGCCUUCGGAUGCCCAGUUUGCGGGUUACAUCAGCGUUCCAGAAGGGAAGCCCUUGGCCCGCGCGCCAUGCCGCCACUGCGCAGUGGUCUCCAGCUCCGGGCAGAUGCUGGGCUCCCGCUCGGGGAAGGAGAUUGACGCCAAGGAGUGCGUCCUGCGCAUGAACCAGGCCCCGACGCAGGGCUUCGAGGAGGACGUGGGCGGGCGCAGCACCGUCCGGGUGGUCUCCCACACCAGCAUCCCCCUCCUGCUGAGGAACCAGUCCUACUUCUUCGCCCGCUCGCGGGACACCCUCUACGUGGUCUGGGGCCCCCCCAGGCUGAUGAGCCGGGAGAAGACCGGCCUGGUCUACAGGGCCCUCCUGAAGGUCAAGGAGAUGUACCCCAGCCUCCGCCUCUACACGCUGACCGAGGAGAUGAUGGCACACUGCGAUGCGCUCUUCCAGAUGGAAACCGGGAAGGACAGGAUGAAGUCCGGCUCGUUCCUCAGCACCGGCUGGUUCACCAUGGUCCUGGCCAUGGAGUUGUGCGAGCAGAUCUUCGUCUUCGGCAUGGUCAGCGAAAGCUACUGCAGGAACCAGAGCCAACCUCCCGUGCCUUACCACUAUUUCGAGAAGGGGCGGCUGGACGAGUGCAGGAUGUACCUGGCGCACGAACGGGCCCCGCGGGGCGGGCACCGCUUCAUCACGGAGAAGGCGGUCUUUUCCCGCUGGGCAAAGAAGAGGAACAUCGUCUUCACGCAUCCCUCGUGGCCAGAGGGGUAGCAAGGUCCACUCCUGCAGAAUAUUCUGCCACUUGACGACUUUGGCUGUGUCCCGGACCUGGAAGUUUUGGCAGAACGGAACAUUCUGCCUUUUGACGACUGCCUUGCUUGAAGACACCUCCGGCUGUGUCCCGGACCUGGAAGUUUUGGCAGAACGGAACAUUCUGCCUUUUGAUGACUGCCUUGCUUGAAGACACCUCCGGCUGUGUCCCAGACCUGGAAGUUUUGAGAGAACAGAACAGUCCACCUCUUAACAACUGCCUUGCUUGAAGACACCUCUGGCUGUGUCCCGGACCUGGAAGUUUUGAGAGAACGGAAGAGUCCGCCUCUUGAUGACUGCCUUGCUUGAAGACCCCUCCGGCUGUGAUCCAGACCUGGAAGUUUUGAGAGAAUGGAAGAGUCCGCCUCUUGAUGACUGCCUUGCUUGAAGACCCCUCCGGCUGUGAUCCAGACCUGGAAGUUUUGAGAGAACGGAAGAGUCCGCCUCUUGAUGACUGCCUUGCUUGAAGACCCCUCCGGCUGUGAUCCAGACCUGGAAGUUUUGAGAGAACGGAAGAGUCCGCCUCUUGAUGACUGCCUUGCUUGAAGACCCCUCCAGCUGUGAUCCAGACCUGGAAGUUUUGAGAGAACGGAAGAGUCCGCCUCUUGAUGACUGCCUUGCUUGAAGACCCCUCCGGCUGUGAUCCAGACCUGGAAGUUUUGAGAGAACGGAAGAGUCCGCCUCUUGAUGACUGCCUUGCUUGAAGACCCCCGGCUGUCUCCCGGACCUGGAAGUUUUGGCGGAAUGGAACAGUCUUCCUCUUGACGACUGUCCUGCUUGAAGACCUCUCCGGCUGUGAUCCAGACCUGGAAGUUUUGAGAGAACGGAACAGUCCACCUCUUGACGACUGCCUUGCUUGAAGACCCCUCCAGCUGUGUCCCGGACCUCUAAGUUUUGGCAGAACGGAACAUUCUGCCUUUUGACGACUGCCUUGCUUGAAGACCCCUCCGGGUGUGUCCCGGACCUGGAAAUUUUGAGAGAACAGAACAGUCCCCCUCUUGACGACUGCCUUGCUUGAAGACACCUCUGGCUGUGUCCCAGACCUGGAAGUUUUGACGGAAUUGAACAUUCCGCCUCUUGACGACUGUCUUGCUUGAAGACACCUCUGGCUGUGUCCCGGACCUGGAAGUUUUGGCGCAGGAUUAAUUUGGGGAGGCAACUCUCUGAACGGCCCUUUCUUAGACUGUAUGAAGUCUUUCCAGACCCCACAAGUCAAGAACGUGGGUCUUUUAUUUAUUUCUUCCAAGGACGGGCCUGAUCUUCCCGAGAAAGGAGGCCGGUCCUCAACCCACUUUUGGUGACGACGCUGGCUUCAAAUACUUAAAUGUUGUUAGAACACAAGCUACAUUGUGCAGACAUUCGGUUGCCGAGCAAAAGAAAUCCCUUUCUCCUUUGUUCCCGGGGGGAAAGUGCAGGGUUCGAGCAUUAAUCCCGGGACAACGUGGGCGAGCAGAACAUAGCUGUGAGGUUUUCCACCAACAUGGAUGUCUUUGUUCUUCA
Molecule: messenger RNA, 2973 nt
Organism: Anolis carolinensis (green anole)
Lineage: Eukaryota; Metazoa; Chordata; Lepidosauria; Squamata; Anolidae
Gene: st6galnac4
Product: ST6 N-acetylgalactosaminide alpha-2,6-sialyltransferase 4
Exons: 5
Coding region: 508-1434 (308 amino acids)
Biological process (GO): oligosaccharide metabolic process; ganglioside biosynthetic process
Molecular function (GO): alpha-N-acetylgalactosaminide alpha-2,6-sialyltransferase activity
Source: RefSeq, a predicted model, not a curated record